Nicotiana tabacum (common tobacco) is the source of this 408-nucleotide messenger RNA. RefSeq names its product josephin-like protein. Lineage: Eukaryota; Viridiplantae; Streptophyta; Magnoliopsida; Solanales; Solanaceae. The record is from RefSeq and is a predicted model, not a curated record.
AUGUCGGCAAGAGGUUGUGAAGGAGGAUGUGUGAAGCUAGACAUGACCAAGAAUGCAAAAACAAGCAUGUUUCAAAAGCAAAACUCUACAAAAAGUGUUGAUGGUACUACUAAUAAAGCAAAAGGUACCACAACAACUUGCAGCUUCAAGAUGCCAAAUAGAUCAGAAUUAUCUCCUAUUAAACUUUUCAAACACAUUGGAGGAAAGAUGGUUGCGGUUGUGAAGAUGAUGUCUUCAAGGGGAAGUAGGAGAAGUUGUAGGAAAGUUACUAAUUCCUCAGAAAAAACAGCAAUUUCUAAAUCAUUGGUUAUUCCAAAUAUUGAUUCUCAUAGGGCUGAGGCAAUUGAUGAUUGUAUUCAGUUCAUCAAUAUGUCUUCUUCCUUGCCAAGAUCUAAUUCAGUGUCUUAA